UUCGCUUGUUUUUUUUAAUUUGUUUUUUUAUUGCAUACGAAAAUCUGUUAGUUUGCACUGUACAUCAGGUCAAGGAAAGGUUUUUAAAAUGAUUUCAUUUUUCUCGUUCCCGUUCGCUUCGUUAUUUUCUCCAAAAUGUGAUUCUGUUAUGUGAUUCAGUUUUAGUGUUUUUGAGACGCUGCGUUUUCGGCUUAUUUCUAUUUACGAUAACUUGUCGAUAUAUGUCUUAACUCAAGUGAAGGAAGGAUUGAUUACAAUUUUCUUAGAUGGACCGUGUAACAACACCCUCCCACAAAUGUAAUCGCGAGGACAAACUACAGGCAAAAUCAUUUUUGGAUUCCUAUUAUGGUACAAAUGCUGUCUCGCUUAGUCCUCAAGCAGAACCACUUAACCCGAACGUUAUAUGCCUCAAUGGUUCAAUGGACGACCGAUUAUCUAUUGACAUGAACAUUGAAGAAGAAAAAUUUCUCAGCUUAUUCUAUAUACAGAACUCGCAAUGUAGCGACGAGGGAAGGAAUCCAAACAGGGACGUAGAACCAUCAUGUUUUGAAUCCGCUUCAUAUCGUGACCGGAGCUCCGGUCCGGACUCCGCAAAGAUUGACCAAGAAGGGAUAAUGCAUGUUGAUACAGCUAGUCUAUCAGACACGUUGUCAUCGGAGAUGAGUGUUGAUACAGGUUGCUUUUCCACGGAUAAUGAGGAAUACAUAGAAUACAAAAUGGCUAAGGAAAUUAUGCGUCAAAAAGAUGAGGAGGAUAGUGCAGUACAAAGUCGCCUUAAAGAAGAUGAAAGCUUUGAUUGUGACGAACGUGACAAAAUAAACUUCCGCUAUUUAAGAAUGGGUAAUUAUGCGGAAAAACCUUGCACAAUGUGCAGUUCGGCAGGGCAAGCUGCAAUGAUUAACACAACAAAUGUUAUUGUACCUGCUAAAAUACUGCUACGGAACUUUUUCAAAAGCACCGAGAAAAGUUUGCUGAAUUUUUUUGCAAAGGAAAACAUUUCAGUGAUCAAAGCGGCAGUAUCACGAGACGAACCUCAAAUUCAACGUCGAGCUUUGCAUGAGAAAAAUGUAGAAUAGACCAAUUUGUUCCAGACUGACAACGUGCAAAUACUAGCAUGGAAUGUAUAAUGGCAACUAAAUUCAUUAAUUUGACAAUAAAGAUAGUAAUAAAGUUGCAUCAAGUAUUCAGUAAAAUAUGUCCAACAAUAAAUG
Molecule: messenger RNA, 1211 nt
Organism: Topomyia yanbarensis
Lineage: Eukaryota; Metazoa; Arthropoda; Insecta; Diptera; Culicidae
Exons: 3
Coding region: 267-1076 (269 amino acids)
Source: RefSeq, a predicted model, not a curated record